Elephantulus edwardii (Cape elephant shrew) is the source of this 3110-nucleotide messenger RNA. RefSeq names its product prickle homolog 1 (Drosophila) (gene PRICKLE1). Gene Ontology annotation, molecular function: zinc ion binding. NCBI's taxonomy places the organism in Eukaryota, Metazoa, Chordata, Mammalia, Macroscelidea, Macroscelididae. The record is from RefSeq and is a predicted model, not a curated record. The transcript is spliced from 7 exons. Bases 61 to 2565 code for a protein of 834 amino acids.
CCGCAGCGGCCACUGCUUGAUGUUCUGUGACUGAGGACCCAGCUGUUGAACUUCAUUAUUAUGCCAUUGGAGAUGGAGCCCAAAAUGAGCAAACUUGCCUUUGGGUGUCAGAGAAGUUCCACGUCCGAUGACGACUCUGGCUGUGCGCUGGAGGAGUAUGCCUGGGUGCCCCCGGGCCUUCGACCUGAACAGAUCCAGCUUUAUUUUGCUUGCCUACCAGAGGAAAAGGUUCCUUAUGUUAAUAGUCCUGGAGAGAAACAUCGGAUUAAACAGCUUUUGUACCAGUUGCCACCACAUGAUAAUGAGGUGCGGUAUUGCCAGUCUUUGAGUGAAGAAGAAAAGAAGGAGUUGCAAGUGUUCAGUGCACAGCGGAAGAAAGAAGCACUUGGAAGAGGAACCAUUAAGUUGCUGUCCCGCGCGGUGAUGCACGCCAUCUGUGAGCAGUGUGGGUUGAAGAUAAAUGGAGGUGAAAUUGCUGUGUUUGCCUCUCGCGCCGGCCCUGGCGUGUGCUGGCACCCAUCCUGUUUUGUCUGCUUCACGUGUAAUGAGCUGCUGGUCGACCUCAUCUAUUUUUAUCAGGAUGGAAAAAUUCACUGUGGCAGGCACCAUGCUGAACUGCUCAAACCACGGUGCUCAGCAUGUGACGAGAUCAUUUUCGCUGAUGAGUGCACAGAAGCUGAGGGCCGCCACUGGCACAUGAAACACUUCUGCUGCCUCGAGUGUGAGACGGUGCUGGGAGGACAGAGGUACAUCAUGAAGGAUGGCCGCCCAUUCUGCUGUGGCUGUUUCGAGUCUCUCUAUGCGGAAUACUGUGAAACCUGUGGGGAACACAUUGGUGUCGAUCACGCCCAGAUGACCUAUGAUGGGCAGCACUGGCACGCGACAGAAGCAUGCUUUUCUUGUGCCCAGUGUAAAGCCUCUCUGUUGGGAUGUCCCUUCCUUCCAAAACAAGGCCAGAUUUACUGUUCCAAAACCUGCAGCCUUGGUGAAGAUGUCCAUGCUUCUGACUCCUCCGACUCGGCUUUCCAGUCAGCUCGCUCGAGGGACUCCAGGAGAAGCGUCCGAAUGGGCAAGAGCAGUCGCUCGGCAGAUCAGUGCAGGCAGUCCCUGCUCCUGUCCCCUGCCCUCAACUACAAGUUCCCUGGCCUAUUGGGCAGUGCGGAUGACACCCUUUCUCGGAAAUUGGAUGAUUUGAGUCUUACCAGGCAAGGGGCAAGCUUUGUCAAUGAAGAAUUUUGGAAAGGCAGGGUAGAGCACGAAACCCCAGAAGACCUCGAAGAAUGGGCCGAGCAUGAAGAUUACAUGACCCAGCUUCUCCUCAAGUUUGGUGAUAAAAGCCUCUUUCAGCAGCAGUCCAAUGAAUUGGAUAUUCGAGCUAGUGAGCACUGGAUAUCUGAUAACAUGGUUAAAAAUAAGGCUGAGCUAAAGCAAAAUAACCAGAGCCUGGCAAGUAAAAAAUACCAAUCUGAUAUGUAUUGGGCACAGUCCCAGGAUGGACUGGGUGAUUCUGCUUAUGGCAGCCACCCGGGCCCUGCUAGCAGUCGAAGGCUCCAGGAAUUGGAUCUGGACCACGGGGCUUCGGGAUAUAAUCACGAUCAGACGCAGUGGUAUGAAGAUUCCCUGGAGUGUUUGUCAGACUUGAAGCCAGAACAAAGUGUCCGGGAUUCUAUGGAUUCCUUGGCUUUAUCAAAUAUCACAGGGGCGUCAGUGGAUGGGGAAAGUAAGCCACGGCCAUCACUAUACUCUCUGCAAAACUUUGAAGAAAUGGAAACUGAAGAUUGUGAAAAAAUGAGCAAUAUGGGAACUUUGAACUCAUCAAUGCUACACAGGAGUGCAGAAUCCUUGAAGAGUCUCAGUUCAGAGCUGUGUCCAGAAAAAAUCAUGCCUGAAGAGAAACCAGUGCACCUGCCAGUACUGAGAAGAUCCAAGUCCCAGUCUAGACCCCAGCAGGUCAAGUUCUCGGAUGACGUCAUUGACAACGGAAACUAUGACAACAUCGAGAUCCGCCAGCCUCCCAUGAGCGAAAGGACUCGCAGGCGGGUCUACCAUUUUGAAGAGAGGGGAUCCAGGCCUCACCACCACCAUCGCCGCAGGAGAAGUAGAAAGUCUCGCUCAGACAAUGCCCUGAAUCUUGUUACGGAAAGGAAAUUCUCCCCUAAGGACAGACUGCUGCGGCUUUACACCCCAGAUAAUUACGAGAAAUUUAUACAGAAUCAAAGCGCCCGGGAGAUCCAGGCAUCCCUCCAGAAUGCUGACCUUUAUGGACAGUACGCCCAUGCCACUUCCGACUAUGCACUUCAGAACCCAGGGUUGAACAGGUUUCUAGGACUCUACGGUGACGACGACGACUCCUGGUGUUCCUCCUCCUCCUCCUCUUCCGAUUCAGAAGAAGAAGGCUACUUUCUCGGACAGCCCAUCCCUCAGCCACGGCCGCAGAGAUACGCCUACUAUACAGAUGACCUUUCCAGUCCACCGUCUGCACUCCCCACCCCUCAGUUUGGUCAGAGGACAACAAAAUCCAAGAAGAAAAAGGGACACAAGGGCAAAAACUGUAUUAUCUCCUAAAACUAGUAGCUGUUCCAGUGUAGCCAGUAACCAUCUGAGUCAUAACCUUUUUUCCUUCCAUAGGAGAGUUGCUAAAGUAGUUUGAAGUGCUUUCUUUGCCCUUGUAAAUGAGAACCCGACUGCUGUUUACAGUGUCAGAUUAUCGCUUGGAAGGUGCGCUUUCUCCAGCUUGCCCUCCUUGGAUGUUGCCAGGUGUACGUGGCAUCUUGUACUGUUUGGGGUACAUUACAGUUUUAUAUAGCUGCUUCGGUCUCCACUCCUCAGGAGAAUAUACUUAAGAAACUGUGGCAGGGUGAAUGAAUGAGGGCGUUGAUCCUAGAAGACAGAGAACUCCAGCCACCUUUGUAAAGCAGUAGUGUUUGUCAUUGCGCUUCGUCGAGUUGGCGUGGGUCCCGAUGGCUCUGUCUUGUGAGGCAUGCACAUAGUUACACUGACCUAGCUAACACUGUGCAUCAGGUUGUGCCAGGCCAACUUCUCCCCUGUCCGCCCUCGUUAGCCAGCUCCAAAAUACUCCCCCUGAGGAGUCCUGGCUCCAGCUACACAUU